Molecule: messenger RNA, 3783 nt
Organism: Scylla paramamosain (green mud crab)
Lineage: Eukaryota; Metazoa; Arthropoda; Malacostraca; Decapoda; Portunidae
Gene: Lipt1
Product: lipoyl amidotransferase LIPT1, mitochondrial-like
Exons: 6
Coding region: 555-1766 (403 amino acids)
Biological process (GO): protein lipoylation
Cellular component (GO): cytoplasm; mitochondrion
Molecular function (GO): lipoyltransferase activity
Source: RefSeq, a predicted model, not a curated record
UGAUGUGGCCUUUUAAAACACGAGGCGCACAGUCACUCGCAGGCGAAGUACGUAUACGUUCAUUGCCCCAGCGCCCUAAAAAUAAUCCCCAUAGCCGGGAAAAAAAAAGGCGUGAUCACGUGCCAGGGUAUAGAAAAGAGUCGGGUGGUGUCACUGGUGCUGUUGGUGACUUCUGCUUAGUAUUGCUCCAAGAGGAUUCCAAUGGUGACAAGGGACGUUACCUACGAGACACGGCUUCGAAGGGACGGUCUUGUGGCGGUACACCAAACUUACAGGUGGCUUCACUGCACCCAAGAUCUCCACGACCACCUCACUCUGCAGGGCGGCUCGAAUAGCGUCUUUUGUCAUAACUCUAAACCUUACAAUUGACUAGACUUUUACCCGACAGAAUCUUAGUCUGUCACGCAACCUAACUACUCUCCGGGAAUCAUAGCUUAGAACCGUUGCCUUGUUUGUUUAGUUCGUAUUGUUGAGUGUUUCUAGCUAUAUUCCGACUUGUUUGCGCGACUGCGAGGCUGAACUCUUGCCGUCUCCUGAGUACUGAAUAAGGAAACAUGGCUCUCCGUAAGCUAGCUAGCGACGCCCUGGCUCGUGGGAUGCUGGCCUCUGAGGCGCUUGUAGGGAAGGAAUUAUCAAGCAUUCCUAAAGCCUGGGCGAGCACGUCAGCAGCCGUCAAGGUAAAGAACACAAAGAAGACUGAAGACCUCAAGGAUGCACCCAAGCGGACUGUCUUCAUUUCCCAGUCCAGUGAUGUCUUCUCUAAUCUUGCUCUAGAGGACUGGCUGUACAAGAACUGGUCCUUCGAGAGGCGUAAUGUUCUGCUGCUGUGGCGCAACUCCCCCUGCGUGGUGAUAGGAAGGCACCAGAACCCGCAGGUAGAGGCCAAUCUCUCUUAUUUGGAGAGUGCCGGAGUGCCACUAGCCAGGAGGGGCAGCGGUGGCGGGGCGGUGUAUCACGACCAUGGUAACCUGAACUGCACCUUCUUCACCACCAGGGAUAGGUAUGACCGGCACACCAACCUGGAGAUGAUCUGCCGGGCUCUCCACCUUGACUUCGGUAUCCAAGCCCACCCCAAUUCCCGGGAUGAUAUUAUUCUGGACCACGACCAUAAGGUGUCUGGGUCAGCUGCCAAACUGGGCCGCAACACAGCUUACCACCACUGCACGCUGCUGGUCAACACCGACCGACAUCAGCUGAAACUGACACUUAAUGGAGACAAGAGCAUCAAGAGCAAGGCCACCGCCAGCACACCCGCCCAUGUUAUGAACCUGAGUGAGAUGAAGCCUGGCAUUACGGUGGAACAGGUGCUGACCAGUGUGGGGAGAGCAUUCCUCGGCCAUGACCAGCACCUCGCCAACGGGUUCACCCUCGUCAACCCCACCGAUGAGUGGUUCCCUGGUCUUGGGGAGCUAGAGGCAGUGCUGCGGUCGUCGCGGUGGCUGGAGGGACAGACGCCACGCUGCACUGUCACCCGCUGCGUGCCCAUCCCUCAGGGCCUGCUGCCACACGCCUCCAACACCUCCCUGGCCGUCACUGUGCAGGCCUACCAUGGACUAGUGGAGGAAGUGAGGAUGGAGGACGACAGCGGGAAGGAGGGAGUUGCCGAGCUGGUGCAGGACAUCGGCGCUGGUCUGAGAGGGGCGCCCUUCACCUCAGAUACCUUUAACAUCAUUGCUGGGCGACUGCGUUUCUCCCCUGCCCUCACCCACUUCCCCAUCCCCGCCUCAGCCCGCCCCAUCCCCACACCCACGCGCUCUGUCAUCUGAAACGCUGUGGUGGAAUCUCACUCUUAGCUUUGGUGGAGGGAAUCCUGGGGGUGUUGGGAUGUGCAGGGUUGAGUAAUGUGGGUUUUAACUGCAUCUCUUACUUAUGUCAUGGGAUGAUUUUAUGGAGUUCUGGAAUGCUUUUUACCUUUUCUUAUGAUUGUGGGCAGAAUACUUACUAUAAGGACUUAAAGGGAAGAUUUCAUUAAUUUAGUUAAAGGGACUCUUCAGUUUAAGGAAUUAUGACUUACAGUGAAAGGGCAUGAGAGUUCAAAGGGAUCAAAGCUUAUGUGAAGGGAUGAUUACUGUGGAUUUAACUGUGGUGAUUUAUUAUGGAUAUCUUCACUAAAGGUGCAUCAGUAAGGCUGCCCACCACACCUCAUUCACUCAGCCACCCUUCAUUCACUGUAAGACUCCCUCACCAUCAUCUCCCAUCUUUCAUUCCAUCAUCUGUGAGACUAGUUUGUCUUGACUCUCAGACACCCUUUUCCUAAUAGACUGAGACUUGUUUUGUAUUUCAAUCCUCAAAUUCCCUUUUUCUAAUAUGCAUACCAAGACUUUAAACACCCUAGACUCAAAAUAUACUAACCUUACUGAAUUUCACAAUCCAAGAACCUUUCUACCAAGUAUUACUUACAUGUUAGGUUAUUGCAACAACUUCUAGUGUUUAUUUGAACCUUUCUACCAAGUAAUCCUUAAAUGUUAGGUUAUUGCAACAGCUUCUAGUUAUUUCAACAGCUUCUAGUGUUUGUGUUCAGAGUUCACAUUAAAAUAGCAGUCCUUGUCUGCCAUCCUCCUUGCUUCCCAGUCCUCUCAUUCCCCUCACAUCCUUACCCCUCUGGUGCUUUCACUUUGUUCCUAAGACACACCAGGCCUCACCCAUACUUUAGUAGUUGAUCUCUGCUGCUUCACUUGCUAAAGCUCCAGGAUGUCAAACAGUGCAUUGCUUUCUGUGAAACGAUCUACCAGUCUUCACUCAAUAGUGUGACACUUUCUAGGAUACUAAGGUGUCUGUUACAUUACCUACAGAUGCCAUCAUUGUUCUCAAGUUUACAUAUCUUUACCUCCUGACACCAUCUGUUCUAAAAGAUAAAUUUGAAAUUGCAGCAGUAGAUAGGAAUUUUCAGGUCAUGACACCAACUAUUUCUAUUCUUUCUGCUUGAUUGCCUUCCUUCAGUAGUUGCACCUGUAUAUCAUGACUAAACUUCCCAUUACACUUGUCCACACAUUACUGGUGAGCCUUGUACUGUAUAAAAAUGUGCACUGUACUUGCUGGCAUGCAAGUCAAUUAUAAACACAAAUGGGGGGAAAAGUUGAUCCUUCGUUCAAGCAUGAUAAAUAUUCUCAUAAAAUAAUAGUGUGUUUUAUCUGCCAGCAAGUAUGACAUGUCUGAGCCUUUCAGACACUGCAAGGACAUUGUUAAAAUUUUGAGGUAGUUAAUUUAUGGGGCAACAAGUCAGCACAAGUGACCAGUUCCUGUACAGUAGCACUGGUGUCAUCCCUCACUAGUGACAGCCUAGAAUAGCAUGGUGGUGCACAGUGGUGGCCCUGCUACUAGGUAUGUUGUCUGAUGUAACAAGUACAGGCACUGACUGAUCCACAUUAAUUUCCAUUGCCCUCAGAAGCUACACAAUGACCCUAUCAGCCAAGUUGGGGUGUGGAGAAAAGUUGUGGAUCUGUCAGUGGCUAGAGAAUAAAAUGUUUGUUUUAACUGUUGAAAAUUGAGCAUUAUCAGUGUUCUGUGAUGAACAUUGGCUCUUGUGGUGCACCAAAUUUCAUAGCAGUUUGAAAAUGCGCAGCAUUGUUAGCACAAAGGUGGUGUUGCCUCACUGUUGGUGUCAUUGUUGCCAACCUGGUGAUGCACAACUAGUUUUAAUGUUUCAGUGAAACUUGCUGCACCACACUACACUUUUACUCUUUUUAGGGGAAAAAUUAAAGUUGAGCUUUCUGCCUAUGGUUAAAGUUAUAUAAUUGACAUGUAUUUUACUAAGAUAACAAAUAAAAAAAAUAUGCCAUUACA